CCUGACAUACCCGCACCUACACCAUUUCUGUUAUUCGACCAAUCAGUAGACUUAAACACUUAAUUAGUAAAUAGAAACAAAGAAUCAUGUCAACCUUUGUUCUGACGUUAUAUUAGCACGAGUAGGCCUAUUUUCAUAGCGUUAUGAACAUCUGACAUGUGUCAUUUUCCCCGGAAAUGGUUUACACACGCAAACUCACCUAACAUUUUGUGUUUGACGCACUUCUUUGUAACAAGUUAACCAACGUUUUUAGAGCGCCACACUACAAUCUUUAUUGUCAUCGGAAUCUCAUUUUAAUAGGAGCUUUUACAUAUUAAACAUGGUCUAGAGAGGGUUCUUGAUAGAUGUUCCAUAAUUUUCUUGUUUGUAGCCUACAUUUGGGUCUACAUAGAUGUUCACACUCUUGAAUAGUCUGUUUUUGCUGUAUGGCAUGGACAAUAUUUCGGAUUAGCGCGGAGGUUCUAUAUCUGUUUUCAAUAUGCCAUGUGUAUUUAAGCAUCAGAAUAUUGGGACCCUAUAGCAGAUUUGAGUCCACAUGUCAAGGGUCCACAUGUCACGGUUGAAUAGUGGCAAAUAAACAAGAAAAGAAAAAUCACUUUGGAUUUGUAUGUGAAAGAAAAACAGGCCUACUAUGCAGAAAUAUAAUGUAUGGACAACUCAAGAGGGACCUGGCCAUUUGACAGAUUGUGCGAUAGCAACAGGAACGAUGCCAGAUGUUACGAUGUCAUUCCGCUGUGAACUUCAAGAUAUCAUGGCGACACUCCUCGAUACCACUGUCAUGCAGAUUUUACGGCUAGUGCAAAAAGAAUUUUUGGAGAAAUUAAAACAGAAUGAGCAGGAGAUCCAUGGAUUACAGGAGAAACUAAAGAUGGUUGGACAUCUGGGAGAAGGAGAUGAGGAGACAGAGGAAGCUGAUGAAGAGACAUUUCACAGGGAAACUGUAACAGAGGACGAGCAACAUAGCAGAGAGACAGAAACACAACUAAGCACAAAUGAGCCUGAGCUUAUAGAAGAGUUUGCAGGGAACGAGGGAAACAUGGAGGACGAUCUAGAAAUCAUCCAAGUAAAUGAAGUGGGAAAUGCAGAGAGGGAUGCUGAGACUGGAGGAGCUGGAGCAGUACGAGACACAGGAAGUGAGACUGUCCAAAGUGACGUGAGGGUUGAAGGGGAGGUCGAAUUCACAGACAAUGGUGGGAAUGCUGGAAAAGAAAACCAAACAGAGAAAGAGGGACAAAAAGUAAGAAGAAAACGUAAAAGGGUGAGAGUGAAAAGUGAAAUGGAGGAUUGUGGUGUCAUAAUGAAUGAGAAGAUGACCACCAGUGUUGACAACAUGGUUCUCAAACUGGAGGAUCCUGUACAAGUUGAAGGAACUGAUUCUUGUGACGUCUCUGAGUCCCGAGGGGGAGCUGGACACCAGGUGUAUCUCCUUGAGGAUCAUGACUAUCCAUGUAAUGCGGAUUGCUGUGAUGCCACAAGUGUGACGAAUUUACUGGAGAUGAAGCUUCCCACUUCACUAAAUGAGUCCACUGCUCAACACUGCACUGUGGGUGCAGACAGUAAGUUAAGGGAGGGAAUAAAAUGCAACACAAGUUACUCCUCUCUUGCGACCUUCGACCCCCAAACUGAAAUCAGUGAAGAAUACCUAGCUAAGGCCAAGGUAGCUCUAACUAAAAUGGAAGGUCUACCAGACAGAGGAUGGGUCCUUCUGGAUCCUCUGACUGGUAAGUUUUGCAUCAAAGAUGAGCUGGACUUUAAACCUGAGGGGAUGGGAAGAGAUGAAGAAGAUGAAGAAGAUGAAGAAGAUGGAGAAGAUGGUGAAGGACCAAGUGCUGAUCCAAGCAUAAACGGCACACAUUCUGUGGAGACAGGGGUCAAAAUGACCACAAAUAGCAGCACUCAAACAGAAGCUCAAAUAACUGUAAUGAUGGGUGAUGAAUUUGAUAAGGUGAAUCUGAACUCUCCAUCUGCUAAGGAGGAGGAGCCAAACAGAGUUAUCACCAGAAGCAAUAAAGCUAAUAGAACUAACAGCAUCAGCACCAAAACCAAUGAGACGAAUGUUGUGCAAAGUCGGAGAGGCUACGCUACUAGAAGCACUGGAAACACUGUAUCAGCUAGAGCCAAAAGAAAAGCUAAAAAGGAUCAUAACAUAAAGGUCUGUGCCAGUGAAGCCAACACUAGCAAGAAAACCUGUGCUGAUAGUCCUCAAGGCAAGAGUAGAAACAUUGGAAAAGGUAAAAAAGUUCACAAUUUUGAAAAUAGGGUUUACAGAUCAGGACACUUCAUAAUUAGUCCAGGUACUUUGACCAAGAGCAGAAAAGAGUUUACCAAGAAAAGCAGUGGACGGAUAUACACGGCCAAAGUGAAAGUAUGUGAUCCUAGUGACCAAAGCUUCGAAGUGAAAAAUGAACCUCACUCUAAGGGAAAAGUCUUUGAAUGUAAACACUGUGCAAAGACUUUUCCCACCUUACCAUAUCUGAAAAAACAUUGGGAAUAUCACUCUCCAAACAAAAAGUACAUAUGUUCUCAUUGUGGCAAGGGGUUUGUGUAUGAAUGUCACCUGAAAAUCCAUCUGCAGUCACAUACAAAAGAGAGGCCGUACCAGUGUAAUCAGUGUGGCAAAAGGUUUAGAUACAACUCCAAUCUGAAGUAUCAUCUAGCCUACCACACUGGAGAAAAGCCACAUGUUUGCCUGCAGUGUGGAAUGGCCUUCAGCCGCCGUGGUCAUCUGGUCAAGCAUGUCACUUGUCACUCGGGGCUGAAGCCUUAUUCCUGCUCUCAUUGUGACAAGACCUUUGCUGCAAAAGGAGGGUUGACAAGGCACAAACAGAUUCAUCUAAAAAAACAAUAAAAAAAACAGGUCAAAUUAAAUAGGCAAUGUUUUAAAGGUUCUGACCACUCACUUUGUUGGUUGCUCAGUAUGAUGUGUGGAUAGACAGUGAUUAUUUCAAGAUGGUGUCUCUAUUAAAUGUUUUGUAUGGUG
Messenger RNA from Alosa sapidissima (American shad), 2980 nucleotides. RefSeq names its product zinc finger protein 37-like. Gene Ontology annotation, molecular function: RNA polymerase II cis-regulatory region sequence-specific DNA binding; DNA-binding transcription factor activity. The transcript is spliced from 5 exons. NCBI's taxonomy places the organism in Eukaryota, Metazoa, Chordata, Actinopteri, Clupeiformes, Clupeidae. Gene Ontology annotation, biological process: regulation of transcription by RNA polymerase II. Bases 632 to 2848 code for a protein of 738 amino acids. The record is from RefSeq and is a predicted model, not a curated record.